Messenger RNA from Quercus robur (English oak), 969 nucleotides. RefSeq lists its product as uncharacterized. NCBI's taxonomy places the organism in Eukaryota, Viridiplantae, Streptophyta, Magnoliopsida, Fagales, Fagaceae. Gene Ontology annotation, molecular function: zinc ion binding. The record is from RefSeq and is a predicted model, not a curated record. The transcript is spliced from 4 exons. The coding region runs from base 1 to 969 and encodes 322 amino acids.
AUGCAAUUAGAUAGGCUUGAUAUUACACAAAAUCCUACAUUCAAGAGGUUCUUUGUGUGCUUUGAAGCUAUGAGGAAGGGUUUUGUUGAAGCUUGUAGACCUUUUAUAGGACUAGAUGGUUGCCACUUGAAAGGAAAUUUUGGUGGAGUGCUAUUGGUAGCAGUUUCACUUGAAGGAAACAAUGGCCUAUUUCCAGUGGCUUAUGGGGUGUUGGAAUGUGAGUGUAAAGACAGCUGGGGAUGGUUUCCUACAUGCUUGGAAACCAUUAUUGGUCAAAGUUCAUCAAGAGUUCCAUAUGUUAUUAUGUCAGAUAAACAAAAGGGCUUGAUUGAAGCUAUUCUUGAUGUAAUGCUUGAGUGUCAAGUUAGGCAUUGUACAAGACAUUUGUAUAACAACUUUAGAGGAAAACAUUCUGGGCUAGCAUUGAGGGAUAAUUUUUGGCGUGCAGUAAAAGCAUAUAAUCUAUUCCUUUUUGAGAAAGCUAUUUGGGUUGACAAUUUGCGUGGGAAGACAAUAUUAACUUUGGUAGAGCAAGUGAGGCUUAAAAUAAUGGAACAGCUACAUGAGCAAUACACUAGUGGAUGGAAUUGGGAAAUAAAGGUCACACUAGAAGCAUGGAAAAAGAUUGAGUUGACUAAAAAGAUUCAUUAUUCUUGUCCUUGUGGUGUUUGGGAAAUUAGUGGCUUGCCUUGCAAGCAUGUAGCAAAAUGUAUCACAUACAAAAGGGCGGACAUUCAAGAUUAUUGUGAUCCAUUCUACUCCAUGAGCAUAUACAUUCGAGCCUAUAGCCAAAUCCUUCACUCAAUGCCUGAUAUUGAUAUGUUACCUAAGGGUGAGUUGGAAACAGGCCAAGACACCGUGCUUCCUCCAAAACGGAAAAAGUUGAUUGGUAGACCUAAGAAAAAGAGAAAAAAAGAGCAAGGUGAACAUGCACCAGGGCUACAAGAAGCAAGGAGGUAUGCACUGUGA